AUGACGAUGGACUCCAAAAAAUUCGUGAGGAAAUGCGUCAAGUGCCAAGAGAACGCCAACUUCCACAAAGCGCCGGCAACUGAACUAAGCCUAUUGAUGUCCUCCCGGCCUUUCGCACAAUGGGGAGUCGACGUCUUGGGACCUUUCCCGGUUGGUCCGGGGCAAGUCAAAUAUCUCAUAGUUGCUAUCGACUACUACACCAAAUGGAUAGAGGCUGAACCACUGGCCAGUACUAAUACCAUGGACGCUCCAAGGAGAGUUACCAUCAAGGAAGCGGGUGCACCGGAUUAUGUCCUUCAACCCCUUCAUGUAACUCACCCCAAUUUGAAUGCGAAUUUUGAAUUGAAGACCGCUUUGAUCAAUCUCCUACCCAAGUUUCACGGGCUUCCCGCACAAGACCCUAUUCGACAUCUCAAGGACUUCCAUCGCAUAUGCUCAACUACUAGACGGGAAGGGUCCGAUGAAGUUGCUAUAUAG
Molecule: messenger RNA, 477 nt
Organism: Arachis ipaensis
Lineage: Eukaryota; Viridiplantae; Streptophyta; Magnoliopsida; Fabales; Fabaceae
Source: RefSeq, a predicted model, not a curated record